Polyodon spathula (Mississippi paddlefish) is the source of this 6427-nucleotide messenger RNA. RefSeq names its product collagen alpha-4(IV) chain-like. Bases 267 to 5303 code for a protein of 1678 amino acids. NCBI's taxonomy places the organism in Eukaryota, Metazoa, Chordata, Actinopteri, Acipenseriformes, Polyodontidae. Gene Ontology annotation, cellular component: collagen trimer; basement membrane. The record is from RefSeq and is a predicted model, not a curated record. The transcript has 49 exons. Gene Ontology annotation, molecular function: extracellular matrix structural constituent.
GCGAGUGUUAAUGUGGCUGUGUUGGGGUUUGCCUGUUUUAGUAGCCAUGGACUAUAUUGUAUAGUAGUGCCAAACAUAUAACCUAUUAAAUGUCAUUAUGCACUGCACGGUACAUCAAACCAGUACUGACCUCUCAUCAUGCACUAACCAGCGAUAAGGAAGAUGAGUACUUGAAAACAAGAUUCAUAAAGGGGAGAGGAGAUACAAUAUUUGAAAAACACAGACUGGGAACACUUUUCGUGUCACCUGGAAACAUUACAUUGUGAAUGGCGUUGACAAGGCACUUUACCGGAUGGGACAGGACAUUUAACAUUUUUGUCUGGUGGAUUGCCAUUGUACAUGUUGCAAGGCAGACUGUUUAUGGGGGUGGCUAUGACUUUGUGGGUCCCUGCAGUGGAAGAGACUGCUCCGUUUGCCAGUGCUUCCCAGAACAAGGAAUGAGGGGGGAACAAGGUGAGCUUGGCCCUCGGGGUCCCAUUGGGCCCCCAGGAUUCCCAGGCCCUCCAGGCGAGCAAGGGGAGCCUGGACCGAGGGGUCAGCCUGGUCCUGCAGGGCGAGCAGGGGAGAAAGGGGAACAGGGCUUUGCUGGUGCUCCAGGAUUUCCUGGGUUGGAUGGUGUUCCUGGCUUUCCUGGUUCUGUUGGCCCGAGGGGUCUUCCAGGUUUAGAUGGCUGUAACGGAUCAAGGGGUGACCCAGGUUUCCCAGGAAAUGAUGGAUUUCCUGGACCAUAUGGCAGACCGGGGUUUCCAGGCCAAAAGGGCCGAAAGGGUGAUCCUGUUGAACUGUUUCAAGAGGCCCCACCUGGAGAAAGGGGUUUUCCCGGGACACUUGGAAGUCCUGGAUCAGAAGGUAUUCCUGGUCCUAGUGGACCAGCAGGUCGAAGAGGUCCUAGUGGCACACAGGGAGCUCCUGGUAGAGCUGGGUUAAGGGGUCCUCCGGGAGUACCAGGGGGACCGCUACCAGGUUUUGAAGGCGAACAGGGAGAUCAAGGACCACCUGGGCCCCCUGGACCUUUUGAAUUUGUUGAGCCUCCAGAAGAUUUUUAUCAUAAAGGCGAAAAGGGAAAUAGAGGAAGGCCAGGAUACCCAGGACCUAAUGGGCCACAAGGCUUGCCUACUUUUGGAGAAAAGGGUGAAAAAGGAAUAGUAGGAUUUCCUGGGAGUCGGGGUGAACCUGGAUUUCCUGGUCGACCUGGUUUUCUUCAAGGAGUCAAGGGAGAGAAAGGAUCUCUCGGCCUUCCCGGACUGAAUGGAAACCACGGACAAUGGGGGCAGAAAGGCGACCCAGGCCCUAAAGGCCCAGUGACUUACACAGAUCCUCAUAGGCCAGGCAGUAUUGGAGACCCAGGUCCUCGUGGUCCCCCUGGUCCUGAGGGAGACGCUGGCCGACGAGGCCCUCAGGGUUUGUCAGGUCCUCCAGGUAUCACAAGCAUUGCAGAUUGUGACAAAGUCCCAGGUCCCCCUGGACCACCUGGAUUCCCAGGAAUUAAAGGAGAGAAGGGGAAUGCUGGGAGAGAUGGGCAACCAACUCCUCCGCAGCCAGGUGCCCCAGGAAAGCCAGGCAGAACAGGAGAGCCAGGGCAACCUGGUCCACCUGGGCCCCUAGGAUUCUUUUGUACCCCGGGUCCCAAAGGAGCUCCAGGACGAGCAGGACAGCUGGGUCAGCCUGGUCCCACGGGACACAAAGGCAACAGAGGAGAGCCAGGAUAUUGUGCCUGCGGACCAGUUCGGCCUAUGAUGGGUCCCCCUGGUCCUCCUGGGCCUCCAGGGUGGAAAGGACCAUUGGGGCUCCCAGGGAAUGAUGGGUGUAGAGGGGAUUAUGGCUUUCCUGGGAAAAUGGGGCACCAAGGACCAGACGGAAUGAUUGGGGAUCCCGGGAGAAGAGGCCAUAAGGGGGAAAAAGGAGCGAUGGCCAUAAUGAAUAUUAAAGGUCAUAAAGGAGAGCGUGGUAAACCUGGAGUUGAUGGAGCUUAUGGUUUCUCUGGAAGACCUGGCGUGGAUGGUAACCCUGGUAACCCUGGUAACCCUGGACCAAUCGGUGAUAGUUCCUCAGGUUUCCCAGGACACAAGGGGGAUCCUGGCUUAAUUGGCUCUAAAGGACUCCGAGGGCAAAUGGGCCCACCCGGUCCCGGGAUUGAAGGCCCUACAGGAAUGCGAGGGCCCCCCGGAGAUCCAGGGCCUCCAGGAAGACUUGGUCCGGAUGGUAACAAGGGGCAACCGGGUGACAUCUUGCCCUUGUCCUGUCCACCUGGCAGUGUGGGCCCACCUGGUUUGAAAGGGUUGCCUGGUCUCCCAGGAGACCCAGGAGAUCCCGGAAUGCCCGGCUUUCGUGGUUUAACUGGCGUUGAUGGGCGUAAAGGACAAAGAGGAGAACCUGGGUUAUCAGGGCUUACCGGACCUCAGGGUGCUCCCGGGCCGCUAGGAGAUCCUGGGGACCCAGGUAUUAGUGGACUUAGUAUAAAAGGCGUAGAUGGUUCACCAGGCCUUCCAGGUACACCCGGUCUGAAAGGUCCUGUAGGCGAGCCCAGUACUGGCAGUCCAGGACCCCCAGGGGAAAGAGGUUUCACAGGACUUCCGGGACUCAAAGGAAGGCCUGGAACCUCCGGUAUUCCAGGGAAACAAGGAGGUUUUGGGACCCCUGGAUUCCCAGGUUUGAAGGGAUUCCCGGGAGAUCGUGGUUUUCCUGGCCAGCCAGGACAUCCAGGCCAACCACCCUAUGAGUGUGAGGCAGGGUCACCUGGGCCUCCCGGCUCAGAAGGCAUCGAAGGCUGUAUAGGACCACCAGGUCCUGAAGGUCCUAAGGGAAAUAAAGGAGACCCAGGGCCACCAGGCAGAAGUGCAAUGAAAGGAUUUCCAGGGAAUCCCGGUAUUCCUGGGCUCCUAGGUAUCCCUGGCAGACCAGGCUUCCCAGGACAAACAGGAGACCCAGGACAAGAUGCAAUACAAGGACAAACAGGUGCUCCGGGGCUCUGUGGAAUUGAAGGGUUGCCAGGACUUCGUGGACAGCCCGGGCUUACAGGUUUAAAUGGGGGGAAAGGGGAAAAAGGGUUGGAUGGCAGACCUGGACCCAAUGGACAAAAUGGCGAAAAAGGACAAAGAGGUGACACUGGUUUACAAGGCCCAAUGGGUCCAGUGAUAAUUGUAGAGAUGAAAGGGCUCCAAGGUUAUCCAGGAUCUCCAGGUGCUAAUGGAUUCACAGGGGAAAGAGGGGCCAAGGGUCAGUCUGGAUCUACGGGACAGUGGGGCUCUUAUGGCAAACCUGGCCCCCCUGGCUUUCACAGGGGGCCCCCAGGGCCCCCAGGGGAACGGGGCCCGCCAGGGCUAUCGGGCCUCCCUGGACCCGAUGGAUUGGUAGGGAUCCAUGGAUUUCCAGGACCUUGUGGUGACAGAGGGGAUCCAGGCUUUCCAGGGCCAGUGGGCAAUCCUGGGAUCCCUGGUGCUGGUGGGAUUAAAGGUGAGAGAGGAGAAUCAGUCACUUCACCAGGCUUACCUGGACGGAAGGGCCCCCCAGGUGACCGAGGGUUUUUAGGAAACCCAGGACCAUCAGGUCAUUCAGGACCUCCAGGUGCUUAUGGGAUUGAUGGGAGACCAGGUCCCCCAGGCUCUCCUGGUGACUCAGGGCCCCCAGGGCCCCCAGGGCCAAUGGGUUGUCAGGGUCCACUGGGAAAACAAGGAUCUGAGGGCAACAGGGGACAGCCAGGUGCCCCUGGCCGUCCAGGAGAUCCGGGUGUCCCAGGACUUAGAGGGCCACCAGGACUCCUUGGCCUGCAUGGCCUUGAUGGACUGGUGGGUCAAAAAGGAGUUGAAGGUGCUCCAGGAAGAAAUGAUCCAGGCCCUCCUGGAGAGACAGGGGUGCCUGGUUGUAAGGGGGAACCUGGGGACCAUGGGCCCCCGGGAACCUCUCUGCCGGGUCCCAAAGGGUUGAAGGGACAAAUUGGAUAUCCAGGCUGCACAGGUGCUUCAGGGCCAGCUGGUCUUCCCGGUCCAGAAGGGGUGCCGUAUGCUGGACCGCCUGGUGACAUGGGCCCCCCAGGGUUGGAUGGACUGCCGGGUGCAAUGGGAGAGCCAGGCAUUCCUGGUUCAUUAAUGAUGUUCAAAGGGGACCCUGGGGAUGAUGGUAGUCCAGGUCAACAAGGUGACCGUGGCAAAUCAGGACUUCCAGGUCUUGAAGGAUUUCCAGGGAGUAAUGGAUUGCCGGGGUACAAAGGUGAACAAGGAGACUAUGGCCCAAUAGGACCCCCUGGAUCUCCUGGACCUCCUGGGGUCUGUGGGGACCCUGGCCUACAAGGAGACCCUGGAGAAUGUGGGAAACAAGGCCCUCCUGGUCCCCCUGGUGGCUUGCUUCCUCCACUAGAUGUCCCGUCAAUACCAGGCCCUCCUGGACCCCCCGGACCACCUGGACCUUUUGGUCCACCUGGCCACCCAGGUAUCAGAGGCAGGCCCGGAGCCAAAGGAAGUACGGGUGAGUGUGGCUUGCCUGGUGAACAAGGACAAAACAGCCCCCCUGGGCCACCCGGGCCACCAGGAGACCCAGGGCUCCAGGGAGAGGAAGGGUUGAGUGGUCCUCAAGGUCCUCCUGGUCCACUUGGGAAUCCAGGACCACCAGGCACAUAUGGGAAAUAUAGCCCUGGGUUCCUGCUAGUUAUGCAUAGCCAGUCAACGGCUGUCCCUGUCUGUCCACAGGACAUGACACAGCUUUGGUCUGGGUACAGUUUAUUGUAUUUUGAAGGGCAAGAAAAAGCCCAUAACCAAGAUCUUGGUUUUGCCGGCUCUUGCCUACCCAUGUUUAGCACAAUGCCGUUUGCUUAUUGCAAUUUGGAUGGAGUCUGUCACUAUGCCAGUCGAAAUGAUAAAUCCUUUUGGCUGUCAACCACUGCCGCCAUUCCAAUGAUGCCAGUGUCUGAAGAGCAGAUCCGUCCCCAUAUAAGCAGAUGUGCUGUGUGCGAGGCCCCCUCUCUAGCUGUAGCAAUUCACAGCCAGGACCAGUCCAUUCCUCAGUGUCCACAAAGGUGGAGAAGUCUUUGGAUUGGCUACUCCUUUUUAAUGCACACUGCUUCGGGAAAUGAGGGAGGAGGGCAGUCCCUGGUGUCACCGGGAAGCUGCCUUGAGGACUUCCGGUCUGCUCCAUUCAUCAAGUGCCACGGAGCACGGGGCACCUGCCAUUACCAUUCUAACAAAUACAGCUUCUGGCUUACAGUGAUCAGACCAGAGGGGCAGUUUCAAAACCCUCAGUCAGACACGCUCAAGGAAGAACAUCAGAAAAGACUGCGAGUCAGCAGAUGUCAAGUGUGUAUGAAGGUCUGAAAGCCAAAGUGGUCAUUUCUAAGCAAUAUUUCAAAUGGUGCCUCAUUAUGAAGAGUAACUCUGAGCACAGAACAAGAUUUAGGUGUUACUUGGAUAACAUUCCUGUGAUUGAAAUAUAAUGAAGAAAUAUGGAGAAAUUGGCUUUGUGCUGUUAUUUAUCUUUCUACAGUUUAAUCAACUGGUAAGUGCGGUGUGCCUCUGAUGUUAGAGGAUUCUAUAAACGUUUUCAAACGACCAUCAGAAUUAAAGUAGCUAUUUUGUUUAAUAUUGAAAAAUACAUUUAAAAAACAUACAAUGCCCCCCCUUUAUAAAGCUAUGGUUGGGAGCCGUAGUUACAAUGCUGUGCUGUUUGUCUUCCACCUUGUAAAUGGUCUGCAGUGUAAUGGGGAGAUGUACUAUAAAUGUUAAUGGUAAAAGAUACUGUAUAGCUUGAGACUCGACAAAGUAAUUUUGAGUGUCUGUGCCUGUUCAAUCAUUGGCUGGGUUUUUUUUUCAGACUGUCUGCAAAGGUAUCUUAUGCCAUGAUUUUGUGACUGUAUAGGCCAACAAACAUACUGCAUUUCAGUAGAUUCAAAACCAGACCUUCAGAAGUCACUUUUCUUACUUCUCUUCAGCACUAGCAAUAUUAUCACUGCCCCCUCUUCUGCUGAAGACCUUCUGAUUUGUAUUUUGCAAUGCAUAGUUUAGGAUAUGCAGAGAUUUCAAAGGCAACACUACUGCUUCCAGCUACUUAAUAAAGUUCUGUUGUUGAAACUCACCUCAGGGUUCGCGCUGCUCUCAGUCCUUUUUUGCAACAAACUGUAACCGAGCAGUCACACAACGCAUCGCUCCAGACAGCAAAGGCUAGUGCAUUGCAGUCCCAGUGCUGAAAUUGAAUUACCUCAUAGAUUCAUAAAGCCUGCAGAGUACCAACAGCAUAUAAUACAAAGAAAUUGAACUUUUCUGUAGUUCAACCAUUGUUACAUUUUAAAAUUAAUACAUUUCUGUUGUGUAACUUUUUAAAAACACUUUAACCAAACAUUACCAGUGGUAAACUGUGUACUAAACUCUACCCUCGGUGCAUCUACUGUAUUAUCUGAUUUUUGUAACAUGAAUAUAUAUUUUAUAAUAAAAAGUUAUAUUUA